This is a messenger RNA of Metarhizium acridum CQMa 102, 882 nucleotides long. RefSeq lists its product as uncharacterized. Gene Ontology annotation, cellular component: plasma membrane; SNARE complex; endomembrane system. NCBI's taxonomy places the organism in Eukaryota, Fungi, Ascomycota, Sordariomycetes, Hypocreales, Clavicipitaceae. Gene Ontology annotation, biological process: vesicle fusion; exocytosis; intracellular protein transport. The record is from RefSeq and is a predicted model, not a curated record. Gene Ontology annotation, molecular function: SNAP receptor activity; SNARE binding.
AUGCAACCCUUGGACAACCAGCGACCAGUCAGCUACCAGCAGCAACCACCACCGCAGCAGCAGCAGCAGUACGAUGGGCUUUCAGAAGCGCAAUUUCUGGAUCAGGUACAGGGCUUGCGCGACGAAAUAAAAGCCCUUAAUCAAUCCCUCGAUGAGCUCAAUAAGCGUCACAAGCGAAGUUUGGCCGACAGAGACGUCAAGGAGCAGUUCGGCGACUAUCACGCUGAAUUGCAACAUCAGCGAGCUAUGAUCCAGGAUGGGGUCAGGCGCCUUGGGAACGACCUCGCCAGUACCAGUCCCUCCGACAAGGCUCGCCAGACCAAGAAGCGCCAUCUACAGUCGUUAAAGACUACGCUACAAAAGGUCGUGGAGAAAUCUAUCAAGGUGGAACAGGACAUCCGGAAUGGCGAGGAAGCGGAGAGAAUACGCCAGUUGGGGCUUGUCCACCAGGAUUGGGACUACUCAAGGCUUCAGGAAGAAGCUCGCCGUGACUGGGGCAAUGAAGGCGUCUUCCAGGAUGCUCUCAUGAACAACCGUACUGAACAAGCCACUGAAGUACUCGGCAAUGUUCGCGCUCGCCAUAUGGACUUGCAGCGUGUGGAGAAGGAUGUUUCCGAAAUUGCCCUCCUGUACCAGGAACUUGCCACCCUGGUUGAGCAACAAGACGAAACUAUCGUAGCCACGGAGCAAAACGCCGAAUAUACUGUCGACAACAUGGAGGCCGGUAAUCAGCAAGUCAAGGUAGCAACAGACCAUGCUCGUCGUGCCCGUAAGCUCAAGUGGUGGUGCCUCCUCCUCUGCGUCAUCAUCAUCAUUGUUGUCGCUCUUGGUGUUGCGCUGGGUAUCUGCCUCAACGGCAACAGGUGUGGCGGCGGCAAGUAG